This is a messenger RNA of Capronia epimyces CBS 606.96, 1599 nucleotides long. RefSeq names its product homoserine O-acetyltransferase. Bases 1 to 1599 code for a protein of 532 amino acids. Gene Ontology annotation, biological process: L-homoserine metabolic process. The transcript has a single exon. NCBI's taxonomy places the organism in Eukaryota, Fungi, Ascomycota, Eurotiomycetes, Chaetothyriales, Herpotrichiellaceae. The record is from RefSeq and is a predicted model, not a curated record. Gene Ontology annotation, molecular function: homoserine O-acetyltransferase activity; L-serine O-acetyltransferase activity.
AUGGCAGCUCCUCGAGGUGCUCAGAUCGCUGCUCGCCUUCUCAGUCGAGGUUCUAAGUCUGUAGCUUCAGAUCUCUCUUCCCUAGUCGACCGCAAGUUAAAUCCACAUCCGAUCGGUCGAAAAUGGACGACCACUGCUCCGUCACUUCACACACGAGCAACGCACCAUGCUCAAGCUACUGCCGCAGCCGAGGAACAGCGAUGGGAGACCUCUGAACCUACCAACCCUGCGCUGGCAUUCCCUUGUCUGGACGCGCAAGAGAUGAAGACCGCUGCACUUCAGACCCGAUCACUCGAAUCAGGCCCUGAGCCCUCUUAUACCACCGGCAAGCAUCUGGUCUUUCACAGCUCUCAACCUGUUCUGCUCGAUUGGGGCGGCAUUCUGUCUGAGUUUGACAUUGCAUACGAGACUUGGGGAACACUGAAUGCGGACAAGAGCAACGCAAUUUUGUUACAUACCGGUUUGUCGGCGUCAAGUCAUGCACACAGCACCGAAGCCAACCCCAAGCCUGGCUGGUGGGAAAAGUUCAUUGGGCCCGGUGCCCCCGUCGACACCAACAAAUACUUUGUCAUAUGCACCAAUGUUGUGGGAGGUUGCUUUGGCUCGACCGGACCCUCCUCCAUUGAUCCAUCCGACGGACGUAGAUAUGCAACAAGAUUUCCCAUAUUGACCAUGGACGACAUGGUACGCGCGCAGACGAGAUUGCUGGACGGUCUGGGAAUUGAGAAGCUUUUUGCGAGCGUGGGAGCAAGCAUGGGUGGCAUGCAGAGCCUUGCUUUUGGUGUCCACUUUCCAGAAAGGGUGCAGAAGAUUGUAAGCAUUUCCGGUUGUGCAAGGAGCCAUCCUUACAGCAUCGCAAUGAGGCAUACUCAAAGGCAAGUCUUAAUGAUGGAUCCCAAGUGGAAUAGAGGCUUUUACUACGACAGCAUCCCGCCUCACACUGGGAUGAAAUUGGCAAGGGAAAUUGCUACCGUAACUUAUCGGAGCGGUCCUGAAUGGGAGAAGAGGUUCGGUCGUCGACGAGCAGACCCCAGCAAGCAGCCUGCAUUAUGCCCGGAUUUCCUGAUCGAGACCUACUUGGAUCAUGCCGGGGAAAGGUUUUCCCUAGAGUACGAUCCUAAUUCCCUGCUCUACGUCUCGAAAGCAAUGGAUCUCUUCGAUUUGGGGCAUGAUCACCAAGAAAGUGUCAAGCGCCGACGCCAACAAAAUAGUGACAAGUUGACCCAGCUCCAAGGCCGUCAGAUUCAGAAUGAUCCAUCUUGCAGCCUCACACUACCGGCCAAGAAUUAUGAAGAGCAGACGCAGACGGCUCCAAUGGAUGAGGUAGUCGUUUCCAACGCAGCAGGUGGACCACCAGAGGACCUGGUCAAAGGAAUGGCGUCCUUGGCUUCGCAUCCGGUCUUGGUGAUGGGUGUAGCCAGUGACAUCCUAUUCCCUGCGUGGCAGCAGCGUGAAAUUGCUGAGACUUUGAGAGCUACAGGAAAUGGCCGAGUCACUCACAUCGAAUUAGGAGAAGAUAUCAGUCUCUUCGGGCAUGAUACAUUCCUGCUGGAUCUAGAGCACAUUGGAGGCCCGCUUGGAAAGUUUCUGCAGCAAUAG